Fopius arisanus is the source of this 4080-nucleotide messenger RNA. It is a transcript of the gene Tgs1, whose product is annotated as Trimethylguanosine synthase 1. The record is from RefSeq and is a predicted model, not a curated record. Lineage: Eukaryota; Metazoa; Arthropoda; Insecta; Hymenoptera; Braconidae. Bases 147 to 3320 code for a protein of 1057 amino acids. Gene Ontology annotation, molecular function: RNA cap trimethylguanosine synthase activity. Gene Ontology annotation, biological process: 7-methylguanosine cap hypermethylation; 7-methylguanosine RNA capping. The transcript is spliced from 6 exons. Gene Ontology annotation, cellular component: nucleus.
GGUGCUCUCCUCAGUCAGGACAAAUGGUGGUCUCUGUUUUUACUCCUGAAUAUUAUCACCAUGAUAAUUUGACAGGCGUGUGAUAAAUCCUGUUCAAUUGUUAAACAAUUUGAACAAGUUGUAUUUAUCAAACGAAUUCAGCAAUCAUGUGUGAUCACUUUUGGGAGCCCAUGGCGGAGGUCUACAUCGCCAACAGGACAGAUUAUCCUGAUCCCGAUAGUCACAUUUAUUGUCUCUGCAGCCGAGUUUUCAUCCGCAAUCCAGAGAUCUACACAGUCCUGACUCAAGAAGAUGCUAGCGAACCUGAGAACCCGGAGGCGGAUUACCUCGGGGAGAUGUUGGACGUUCUGAAACAAACCCCGCUAGAACCCCCCCAAUACGCGGAAAAGCACGACGAAGAGCCAGUGAGUUGUUACUGCAGUGCAUCCCACACAGACAAUAACUACUCAACCGACGAGCACGAUUCAGUCCGGGACUCAGUCCAGAGGUCCACCGCGUACGCCCUGGGUCAGAAGCUGAGUCUUCACCAGUCCGACUCGGGUGCUGAUCUCUCCGAAUACCACGAACACGACGCAAAACCCACGAGCAAUUCCCUCUACCUGUCCGAGCGCCUCCUAAGAACACCAGAUGCCAAGCUGAAGAACUCGCGGAGCUUCACAACCCUCGAUAGCUUCAAUAAAUAUCGUGAGAAUCCCUCAGAGUCCGACACUCCGGGCUUCCAGGAAGAUAUCCAAGUUAAAUCUCAAGCUCCAAAUUCCUCGGACACCCCAGAGCACGCCUCCUUCACCCUCGGCACUCACGAUCAAAGCGAUUCACCAACCGAGCCAGAGGACUUUGUCAUAAACGAAAUGUAUGACUCCUAUUUGAACGUUCACGUCGUCUACGGGAGCGACAAGAAGAGUAUGAUCGACAUCGCCUGGGAGAAAUUCUGGGCAGAUCAUGGUGAACGCCUAAUCUGGAGCUCAUGGAUAACAAAGUACGCGGACUACAUCAAUCCCAGUUACAUGGCAACUGAAGAUCUCGUUGAGAUUGAAAAACCAACGAAGAUCAGAGUUGUCGAGAAGUUUUCGGAGCAGAACACGUGUUUUCCAACCUGUGCGCACAAGGACUGCGACAUCGGGCGAUCGAACUUCGAGGGCCUCUUCAGCAGGUCUGACAAGGCUAAGGACCAGCUGAGCUUUACAUUCGACGGCAGCUCGAGGCAGAUUAACGACAAAGAAGCUGAGGACAAUAGAAAGAAGAUGGGGAACUUUGAGCUGUCACCUGAGAUCGAUGGAUGGAAUCCCCUGAGUCCUUUCAGCGCUGAGGAGAGCUACAAUCAGCACUCCAAUGAGGAUGAAAGACUGAUAGCCAUAUCGAGGUGUGAUUCGAUAACGGGGUCGCUCGCCAAGACAAAUGCUACUUCGGAUUCGAUGACGAAUGUCACCAAAUUGACGUUGACGAACUCGAGCUUUGACUCCAGCUCGCAGCAGUCGUUGAGUCUUUUCAGCUCGGUCACCAGCUCCAUCGAGAGCAAUGUCACAAGUAGCAGCUCUGAUCAGGACAACGAUUUGACGUCUGACAACGACAGGUAUUGGCAGUUACUCUGGAAGGAGAACUUUCAAAUCCAAUACCAGAAGCACUACACCAAUUUUGCCAAUAGAUACAUGAUGAUGCAGACUGAAAGUUUAAAUUCAGUUUCCUCGAGGAUACCAUUUGCCAACGACUCCUUCGAGGACCCUGAGCCUCUGGUAGAUGGAAAAGUGGGGCUGAAGAAAUCGGCCAAGAGGAGAUUGAAUUCCAAACGCAAGGUCAUCGACUCGGUCGGUUACCUGAUGCAGAAUCUGACGGUGAAGUCAGAGGAGAAUGAGACUGAGCACAAAGAAACAUCAAAAGGAUCAUCGACUCAAGGCACUCAGGGAGGUGUUGGUCACGUUCAGGACUCGACACCAUCCACGUACUCCAAUCAUAAUUCCACAAUUAAUUCUAUGAGAUCCAGCAACGGUGGGUCCAGCGAUGGGGACAGGCCUCAGGAGGAGAGGCCAGUGACCUUGAAACGAAGUCAUGAGGCUGAUUUCGAUGAGGCUCAGGAGGGCAUGGAGACUGUUAAGAAGGCCUUCUCCUUGAUGGGAUACACAUUCAAGGAGCAUCAGAAGGAGGUCAAGCUGCAGGGCGAAGUUGUUUACAGAAAGCGACACAUUAGACUGCCAAACAGACAACUGAAGAUGAAGAUCAAUCGGAAUAAGAGCAACAGGCACAUUUAUUUCGAUGAAAAUGGAGUGGAGAUAACCAGUACCAUUGAUAAGGUCAAGCAAUAUCUCUCUGAUUGUCCAAUUAAGCUUCCAAUUGAGGGAGAACUUGAGGCUAAUGAUAAGGGUAGCUAUACCAAGGCACAUUUCACAUCUAGCUCUGAUGACGAUUGCGAUGAAGCUGUGAGCUCAAAGCUACAUGCUAAGAGACUUGUCUUCAGUAAACCCAGUACAAGUUCUCUGGAGACACCGCCUGAUUUCAGUGCUUCGUACAAAGCUUGUGAUGAUGACGUAUUCGAGGAUGCUGUUGAUGACCAUAAGGGGCUCGGCUCUCAGAUGGAGAUGGAUCAGCACGAGGAGGAUGUAAUUACCAUCAAAAUAUCAGAUGAGGAUGGUGGGAAGAAGGCGUUGAAAAAACGGAGGAGGAAGCAGAAUAAGAGAAACGUCAGUCUUCCUGUUGAGGUGGAUGAUGACAGGACAUUGAUGAAAUAUUGGGUUAAACGGUAUAGGUUGUUCAGUAAGUUUGAUCAGGGCAUCAAGCUUGAUCGAGAGAGCUGGUUCUCAGUGACUCCUGAAAAAAUUGCUGCUCAUAUUGCUGAUCGGUGCCAGUGUGACACUAUCAUUGAUGCCUUUUGUGGUGCUGGAGGAAAUGCUAUUCAGUUUGCAUUUAAAUGCGAAAGAGUAAUUGCUAUUGACAUCGAUCCAAGUAAAAUCGAACUCGCCAAAAAUAAUGCGAGAGUCUAUGGGGUUGAGGAUAGAAUAGACUUCAUCGUCGGUGAUUUCUUCCAUCUCGCUGAUAAACUUAUUGCCGAUGUUGUGUUCCUGAGUCCACCCUGGGGUGGUCCAGACUACUUGCACCAUGAAACUUAUGAUCUCAACAGUGUUUUUAAACCUUCCGGUGGAAUGAAAGUGUUCAAUACUGCGAGAAAAAUAUCAGAGCAUGUCGCCUACUUUUUGCCGAGGAAUAUUGACACUAUUCAGCUUGCUAUGUUGGCUGGACCUGGACAAGGGGUGGAAAUCGAACAGAAUUUCCUCGAUCGAAAGCUGGUAGCUCUGACAGCGUACUACGGUGAACUUCCAAAGGACUGUUAAUACCACGAAAUGUCAGACGAGUGUCUAGUAUCGAUGUAUAAUUAGUUGUACAUAACGAGGGAAAGCCGUAUCAAUUUGCUUCAUGAUUUGGAAAAAUUGGCAAACCGAGGAGAAAGAAUCGUUUGUCAUCGUUCCUCUGAUUUUAUACACAGUAUUCUCUAAUAAUUUAAUUUUUCAGCAGUACAAAUGCCUCUACUUCCUAAUUUUCUGUUUUAAUUGAAUGACCGUUGGCGAAUCGAUACGGAUGCAUCUGUGUGUUAAAUCGUAACGUGAGUUCUUCCAAUGUCUCAACGAAAUUAUUAAACAUUCAUGUUUUUUCAAUAGAACUAAACGUUAAUUGACCUUUGAGAUCUUGUAUAAAAUUGAUUUGAAAGACAUUCAUUUUCCAAUCGUUCGAAGAUAUUACAACUGUGAAUUUUUAAGUUUUUAUCGUAAAACGCGUGUCGUUUUAUUAUACAAUUAUAAAUAAAUGUAAUCAGAAAAAAACGUGUGAAGCUCUCGCUCAUCAAUUAUCACUCUCAUGAAACAUUUGCAAAUGCAUUUGAAAAUGGAAAUUUCAUCAACGUCCCAGUCGCUUUAGCGCCAGUUUCAAAUAUUUUCUGACUAAAUAUUUUUUACAAAGAAUAUUAACAGUUUUUUUUUCUUAAAAAACUGACGUGACUGAUAACAAAUUAAAUCUAUCGUAAAAAAUUGUAAGUAUCCAUGAUUUUAUCUCGUUUCUAAUAUUUCUUUGGAAAAAGUAAAAUCAAAUGGUGAAUUA